ACGCGUACGCCUCCAUCUUUGUCUGUCUUUCCCCCCAGCUCAGAGCGCGACGUGAGGAGGGUUUCGAGACAACGCGACAUCUCCACCAACCUAUACGUACGGAGAUAAUUAAAGUGACGCUUCGAUAGCGACGGUAGAGAUGAGACCUAGCCUGGCGAACUCACGGCCUACAGGCGAGAACUUCUCAUUGUAUGGUUUGGAUGUGACGGAUCCAUUCGCGCCACGACGUAGUUUGUGGGUUUCAUUUUCAAAUGCUAUCCUGGCAACAGCCCUCUUUAGGUGUUGGCAUAUCCUCAUAUUUUUCGGUGCUUGGUCGACCGCUGUGUGUGUUAUUAGCAAUAAUGUCUACAGUCUUGCGAUACAGCCCACCCUUAUCACGGUGUUUGGAACUGUUCUCGGAUUCGUCAUCUCUUAUAGGACAACAUCUAGUUUUGAACGGUAUAAUGAAGGAAGGAGACUAUGGUCCCAGAUAGUCCUCGGCAGUCGUACAUUCGCCCGUACGGUGUGGUUUCAUGUCCCAGACGACGAGCAAAAGUCACGCAUUCUGAUCGAGAAAAAGACGGUUGUCAAUCUUCUAGAGGCAUAUGCCGUGGCAAUUAAACACUACCUCCGCGGGGAGGACGGGAUUUACUAUGCUGAUCUAUACCAUCUUGUAAAGUUCCUACCGUCCUAUGCACUUCCCCCGGGUAUACCUUCAGCUUUAGAUCUCUCAGAGAGUGCGGACGCACCGUGCACGAAUUCUGAUCAAUUAGGGAACGCCCCUGGGUCCCCUCUCUCGGCACAUUUUGCGCCUUCUGUGCUCUCUAAUAGGCCGUCUGCAUCAAAGUCCCAUCUGCCCCUCCCGUCGACGACACGCACAAGGACGACGUCUUUCGCGCAACCCUCUAUCCGAAUCAAUGGACAUAGCGAAGGCUUACCUAGAGGAGGCGAGAAAAUGUCCACGGGACCUGGCGACGAUGCGUCUCUGUUCCCAGCUCGCAUGCCACCAAGAUAUUCGCUCUUCGAUCUCUUCCCUUUCUCACUUCUCGUGCGCCAACUAACCAAAAGCGGCCUGGAGGUGAAAGGAAAGAAAGCAGCACGAAUGAGGGCAACGUUGCGGCACCAUAGCGUAUCGCAUAAUAUUCCACUGGAAAUCUCAUUUUAUCUUAGUUCGUAUAUAUCUGCAUUACAGUUCCGUAAGGGCGCCGAGGCACCCACUAUCAGCUUACUGCUUGCCACUCUUGGUCAACUGGUAGAUGCAUUGACAGGAUUGGAGAGGAUCCUCACGACUCCGAUACCUUUUUCGUCUGUAACUUGUCUUUCUGUCGGAUUCUCACAGCUGAAAUUAGCGCAUCUGCUUAGAUAUUCCAUACAUCUUUGGCUCGUAACCAGUAUCUAUUGUGUGGCAUUGCCAUUUCAAAUCUGGUUAGCUUUGAAAUGGCUGACCAUUCCCGCCACUGUAAUCGCAAGUUUCAUAUUUUUUGGUUUCCUCGUUGCCGGAGAAGAGAUCGAAAGUAAUGAACUCCGGGCGAUCACUGCACUGCCGGCGCCAGAUCCCGCGGUGUGGGCUUUCUCCCCGGAGAAUGACCUGCUGUUCGCUUCGAGGAACGAGGAACAGAAAGUGUCGCCUGUAGAGUGGCUGCAACGAGGCCUCCCUCAGAUGCAGGCGGCCCUGUCACUGGUAACCAGCAUAACAUUUGGUGUGGUAUAA
This is a messenger RNA of Serpula lacrymans var. lacrymans S7.9, 1690 nucleotides long. RefSeq lists its product as uncharacterized. Bases 140 to 1690 code for a protein of 516 amino acids. The transcript is spliced from 10 exons. The record is from RefSeq and is a predicted model, not a curated record. Gene Ontology annotation, molecular function: chloride channel activity. Lineage: Eukaryota; Fungi; Basidiomycota; Agaricomycetes; Boletales; Serpulaceae.